AUGGCCUCGGACCUCGCCAUGAGCGCGGAGCUGCCCAGCAGCCCCCUGGCCAUCGAGUACGUGAACGACUUCGACCUGAUGAAGUUCGAGGUGAAGAAGGAGCCUCCGGAGUCCUACUGCCACCGCCUGGCGGCCGGGUCCCUGUCCUCCACCCCCAUCUCCACCCCCUGCUCCUCCGUGCCCUCCUCGCCCUCCUGCUGCGACCCCAGCCCCGGCGCCGCCCCGCCCCCCCCGCAGGGCCUGGGCAGCGGAGGGGGGGGCGGCGGCAGCUCCACCACCUCCACCCUGGGGGGGGGCGGCAAGCCGCAGCUGGAGGACCUGUACUGGAUCCCGGGGUACCAGCACCACAUCAACCCGGAGGCGCUGAACCUGACCCCGGAGGACGCGGUGGAGGCGCUGAUCGGGAACGCGCACCACCACCACGCGCACGCGCACGGGCACGGGCACCACCACCAGGCCUACGGGCAGGGGGGCUACCCCGGGGAGGACCUGUCCACCACCCCGGGGGGAGGAGGAGGGGGCGGAGGGGGGCACCACCACCACCACCACCAGGGCCACCACCACCACCACCACCACCACCUGCACCCGGGGAGCCACGCCCACCGGCUGGAGGAGCGCUUCUCGGACGAGCAGCUGGUGAGCAUGACGGUGCGCGAGCUGAACCGGCAGCUGAGGGGCUUCAGCAAGGAGGAGGUGGUCCGCCUGAAGCAGAAGAGGAGGACCCUGAAGAACCGCGGGUACGCGCAGUCCUGCCGCUUCAAGCGCGUGCAGCAGCGGCACAUGCUGGAGUCGGAGAAGUGCACGCUGACGCAGCAGGUGGAGCAGCUGCAGCAGGACGUGCUGCGCCUGGCCAAGGAGCGAGACCUGUACAAGGACAAGUACGAGAAGCUGGCCACCCGGACCUUCAGCAGCAGGGACGGGACAUCCGGGAAGCAGGGGGGGGGCAGCAGCGACUUCUUCAUGUAGAGACCCCCAUCACCCCCCCUCUCUGUCCCACCCAAAAACCCCAAA
This is a messenger RNA of Limanda limanda (common dab), 1011 nucleotides long. RefSeq names its product MAF bZIP transcription factor Aa (gene mafaa). Lineage: Eukaryota; Metazoa; Chordata; Actinopteri; Pleuronectiformes; Pleuronectidae. The transcript has a single exon. Gene Ontology annotation, biological process: regulation of transcription by RNA polymerase II. Gene Ontology annotation, molecular function: DNA-binding transcription factor activity, RNA polymerase II-specific; RNA polymerase II cis-regulatory region sequence-specific DNA binding. The record is from RefSeq and is a predicted model, not a curated record. Gene Ontology annotation, cellular component: nucleus. The coding region runs from base 1 to 966 and encodes 321 amino acids.